This is a messenger RNA of Guyanagaster necrorhizus, 795 nucleotides long. RefSeq lists its product as uncharacterized. The coding region runs from base 1 to 795 and encodes 264 amino acids. Lineage: Eukaryota; Fungi; Basidiomycota; Agaricomycetes; Agaricales; Physalacriaceae. The record is from RefSeq and is a predicted model, not a curated record. The transcript is spliced from 4 exons.
AUGGCGGCCAAGAAGAUCGUCUUCAUCACUUUAACCGUGGCAUUGAGCGUCGCCGUCAUCGCCAUCCUCAUUUUUGCCAUUCGAGAAAUUCAAGCUAAACAGACAGCCGUCAGAAGAGAUUUGUUUGUCGGUAACAACGGCACCAACGCAUUGCUGAAUUCGGAUUCAGAAAAGGCGAUUCACGACACAUACUAUCCGUCCACCACACCCUCUUCAACACCCCGCUGUAUCGAUGAACUCUCUACAAAAGCUCAUACUUCUACGCUUGGCAGGCUCUCUCGGGUUGUUGAACAAGAUAUUACACUCUCGCACUCCCGCACGUCUUCUGUUGACAUUGCCUUUCCUUUGCUAUCAACUUUCGCACAUGUGGACGCAAACACCGCUACCGCAAUGUUUAUACAGGCGGGACUUCAGUGCAUGUCAAGAAGAGCCACAGAAUCCAGCUUUUCAGACGAGGAUCACGAAGAUGAAAUCUACCCAGUUCACAGAGCGCAGACACAGAGUAUGGAGAUACAACGGGGCGCAUUAUUGACAUUGGAAGUGUUACACACCCCGGAAGUCGUUAUCUCUACCAUUCCAGUCGACAAAGAAGCUCGAUAUGUAUCUCUCAGCACGAAUGCGAGCCUCUUCCAUGUUCAAGCGCCGUCAAUACUGGUUACACAUCCUAGUACGAGCACCAUUGAAUCCAGCACGAGCAACGUCGCUACGGGUGGCCGCUUAGAAUUUGACGAUUCGGAGAAGCGGUCGUCUGUUGAGCAGUUCAUCGUGCUCUACUGGAGUACCGCUGAGAUGUAG